Schizosaccharomyces octosporus yFS286 is the source of this 2604-nucleotide messenger RNA. Its product is annotated as dipeptidyl peptidase. Gene Ontology annotation, molecular function: dipeptidyl-peptidase activity; serine-type peptidase activity. The record is from RefSeq and is a predicted model, not a curated record. Gene Ontology annotation, biological process: proteolysis. The coding region runs from base 67 to 2577 and encodes 836 amino acids. The transcript is spliced from 2 exons. Lineage: Eukaryota; Fungi; Ascomycota; Schizosaccharomycetes; Schizosaccharomycetales; Schizosaccharomycetaceae.
CCUCUUAUACAAUCAACCAGUAUUAAUUACGACAAACUACACUGAAUACAUUUUAUUUUGUUAUGAAUGAAUGGACAUGGGGUCGAGCCUUCCAUAGCUGGCCGUAAUGGUUCUGUAACAAAGCAACAUUGGAGAAAGCGAAGUGCUAUUGUCUCUUCGCAGGAUGUAAAGGCGGUGCUACAAUCAAUAGAAGGACAAGACGAUACAGAUAAAUCUACUGAGAGUAACGACUCUCGAAAGAAUGCUCGAAAGAAAAGGCAGUUUAUUUAUUACUCGUUAGUGGGUGUUUUGAGUUUAUUCGUUGGAAGCCUUGUUUUAUACUCAUUUUACAUUUUUAUAAAUAAGCAUAAAUUUCGUGGAAUCGUAACACCAACUGAAAAACAUCGACUCAGUACGUCUCAAUUCGAUGAUGGAAGCUUGAUGCCUUUUGUCCAGGAAAUUGAAUGGGUUAUUUCGAAGGAGGGGGUAGUGCUAUAUUACGAUCGAAGUAAUUUUCUUCCUGUAUUCUUUCUUCCCCAUGGUAAUCCAAGCGGACCUAGCAUGCAUCUUUCGGCCUUCCAUAUAAAAGAAGUUUGCAACUCGCUAACACAAAAGGUGGUUUCGUCCGAUUUGGAAUAUGUGGCAUAUUUCUGCGGUAGAAAAAAGAGGUGGAGAUAUUCAGUGUACAACGAAAUAUUUAUAUUGGAACGAUCCACUGGUCGAGUUACCACUCUCAAGCAAAAUUCUCAGAUUAUCGUGGCAGAAUGGGCACCUGCUGGCCAUCGAAUGGCUUUCGUAGAUGGCUCUAACCUGUAUGUUUGGGAAGGAUUUGAUCUUCCGAUUAUUCCAGUUACGGAAGUCGAAGAGUCUGAAUAUAUUAUGAACGGAAUAGCAGAUUGGCUGUAUGAAGAAGAGAUUUUGAUGUCACCAACUGCUUUGUGGUGGUCAAAAGAUGGUACUUGUCUUUCUUAUUUAUCGUUUAACGAUUCUCUUAUACCAAAAUAUAUCAUUUCUCAGAACGUUAUCGUUCCAGCCCAAGGCGAUGCAUCUGCGAACCAAGAUCUGUUUCGUUAUCCUCGACCAGGUGAUCCUAUUCCAAUUGUUCAGUUAUUGGGGGUUUGUUUUUCUCCUGAAUCUGUUACGCAUCAUCAUUUUUUUACUGCUGAAGAAUCUCCUUUAGAUGAAUUUUACAUCCAGGAUGUUUCUUGGAUUCAGGAUGAUUCAGUUAUGUUCGUUGAGACCUCAAGAGGUUCUUCACGCAGACUGACUCAUAAAUACGAUUUGACUACUUCCAGUCUUGAGACUCUAUAUGAAGAGGUGGAAAAGUACACUUUACCUCCAUGUUCCUCAUCACAGAUACAAAGCGUCGUCUGGCAGUCAAAAACUGGUUACGUACGUUACAUGGGCAAUCCACAAAGGAAAAGGCUGGCAUUUUUUAGUUUUGACGAUGAUAAUUUUGUGUAUAUAACGCCAGAUGAUUUAUAUGUUUUGGAAUUUUGGUUGGUUGAAAAGUUUAUAUUUUACACUGCUAUCCGUCCAAGUAGUUCUUAUGUUAGUAUUCUCUGUUUAUCCACCGAGUUUGCAGCUCAAGUGGAAAUUGAAGUACCUCCUUCUAAUGGCGCUAAAUCUGUAAAAAUUUCUCCUGAUGCGAACUACAUGCUGCUUAAUUAUUUGGGUCCUGGAAUACCCACCCAGGCUAUUUAUUCAUUGAAUGCUUGUUUAGGUGACUGGAUGAAUAGUAUUUCUACUGGUGAUGUCUCCUGGAAUGGAGGGCUCAUUCCGACAUUACUUUACAUUGUGGAAGAUAAUAAAGAACUACAUACUGCUGCUCUGAACUAUGAAUUUCCUUCAAAAUAUACCGAAAGUGUGGAUAUUCAUAAUAUCACCGCAUUCUUUCAAGAAAUAAGGCCAAAAAAUUUUGAUCCGCGGAAAAAAUAUGCCACCGUUUUCGAAAUAUAUGGAGCACCGGGUUCGCAAUUAGUCACCGGAAAAUAUGAGAUGGAUGCGAACGAACUGAUGGCGUCGUCCUUGGAUAUUCUAGUUGUGAAAGUGGAUCUUAGAAAGAUAACUACAAGUAAUCUGUUGGGAAAUGACUUUCUAGCUUUGCCCGGCUACUGGGUCGAUAUACUUGAAUGGUAUACUCAUAAGCCCUAUAUUGAUAAUUCACGACUGGGAAUUUGGGGAUGGAGUUUUGGAGGUUACCUUGUUCUAAAGAUUUUAGAAAUUACCGAUAUGAUAUCCUCCGCAUUAGUCGUAGCUCCUGUUGUGGAUUGGCGGUUUUACGAUUCCUAUUAUGCAGAAAACCUUCUAGGUGCUUACUCUGCGGAUACUAAAGAUAGAUACGAACAGAGUGCUUUACACAUAUCUGAAAAUAUAAAAAAUAUACGAAGUAUUUUAAUUAUUCAUGGAGCUAAAGAUGAUAAUGUGCACCUCGAAAAUACGUACCACUUAACGUCUUCACUUAUUAAAAACAAUAUGGAGAAUUUUGUGCAAUUAAUUAUUCCUGAAGCAAAUCAUGACUUUUCUAACAUUCAAGUGUACCCUUAUUUGAAGAAGAAAAUUGCUACCUUUUUUGGCAGUUGUUUUCAACAUUUGUGAAUAAAUUUUCUUUUGGAAGUUCAGUAA